AUGGCGACGAAGUUUGGCACAUCCACAAACAGUCUGGUUCUUCGGUAUUGGCCCAAAUGCAACACCCCCCCUGUUGCCGCACGCUACCUGAAUUCCCCUACCCAUCCGAUCCGGCCCAAAAUCGUCGAUCUCUGCGGACAUCGUGAAAGAAACACAUUAUGGUGGCGGGUUUCGGUGGCAAACAUUCAGCAAAGCAAGCGGGUGGUUCGCUCCUGGUGCGCGCGCAGAGUGCGCAUUGCUAUUGAGCAGGCUCUGAGGCAGCAAGGAUUGGAUAAACUUGGGAAACCGCUCGUUUCUGAGUCUCCUUCACAGAGCAAAAAAUUGGCAGGCACAAUGGAAAUCUAUGUUCAGCCACCGUGUAUAGCACAGGACUUCGAGACAGUCCAGAAGGAUGCACAUCACCUAAUAUCCUUGCUUCUGAAUCGUGAAUCACCGCGGAAAUGA
Molecule: messenger RNA, 444 nt
Organism: Penicillium expansum
Lineage: Eukaryota; Fungi; Ascomycota; Eurotiomycetes; Eurotiales; Aspergillaceae
Exons: 1
Coding region: 1-444 (147 amino acids)
Source: RefSeq, a predicted model, not a curated record